Messenger RNA from Cicer arietinum (chickpea), 2020 nucleotides. RefSeq names its product small ribosomal subunit protein mL104 (rPPR9). Gene Ontology annotation, molecular function: mRNA binding; protein binding. The record is from RefSeq and is a predicted model, not a curated record. NCBI's taxonomy places the organism in Eukaryota, Viridiplantae, Streptophyta, Magnoliopsida, Fabales, Fabaceae.
CCACCUUGUAAGCUUCUUCACCGUUCUUCACCAUUCUCCAAAAACCCUAAAAAUGGCGUCGCUGCAACUUCGAAGACUCUUACUCCGAUCCGUUCGUUUCCGUUCUCUAUCCUUCCUCUCUUCAUCUUCAAUUGAACCACCACCUUAUUUCCCUCACCAAACCCCUCCCAAAUUUUCACCAAACUUUUUUCCUCCAUCGCCACUCUUCCAAAUCAAACACUUCUCGUCGAAACCCGUUUCCCCAACCCAAACACCCCCAAACGAAUUGGAUCCGAUCGCUACCGCACUCUCCUCACAGCUUCUUAAUGAAUCGGACUCCGAUCCUUCAUCUGUCGCUGAGCGGCUUCAUCUUAGUUUCUCACACAUUACUCCAACGCCUAAUGUGAUUCUCCAAACCCUAGACCUCUCUCCCGAAGCUGGAAGAAUUGUUUUAGGGUUUCACCAGUGGCUCGCUUCGAAUCCCAAAUUUACACACACCGACGAAACUGUAUCUUAUUUCGUCGACUAUUUCGGUCGCCGGAAUGACUUCAAAGCGAUGGACAAAGUCCUCACCGCCGGCGGCGCGGGGCCGAAAACCUUAAUCUCGGCAAUUGACCGGCUUGUUCGUGCUGAUCGUCCGAAUCAGGCGGUUCAAUUUUUUGACAGAAUGGAGAAAGAUUACGGGUUGACGCGGGACCGUGGUUCAUUGAAGGUGGUUGUUGAGAAACUUUGUUUGAAGGGUUAUGGUAGUUAUGCGGAGAAGAUGGUCAAGGAUUUGGCGAAUGAGUUUUUCCCCGACGAAGCGAUGUGUGAUUUAUUGGUAACGGGUUAUUGCGUUGAUGGGAAGAUCGAACAAGCUCGGAGACUCGCCGGAGAGAUGUAUCGUGGAGGAUUUGAGCUUGGUGUAGGAGCUUACAAUGCUAUGCUUGAUUGUAUUAGCAAAAUAUGUCGCCUAAAGGAUCCUUUUAAGCUUCAUUCGGAGUCGGAGAAAGUGCUUGUGGAAAUGGAUUAUCAUGGUGUUCCAAGGAAUGUGGAGACAUUCAAUGUGUUGAUAACGAAUUUGUGUAAGAUUAGGAAAACCGAUGCUGCUUUAGGGUUGUUUUAUUCGAUGGGUGGGUGGAGAUGUAAUCCAAAUGAAACUACUUUUAUUGUUUUGAUUAGGAGUUUGUAUCAGGCUGCAAGGUUGGAAGAAGGUGAUGUAAUGAUUGAUGGAAUGAAAUCUGCUGGGUAUGGUGAUUUUCUUGAUGAAAAGGCUUACUUUGGUUUUCUAACUAUUUUGUGUGGAAUUGAGAGGAUUGAUCAUGCUUUGAAGAUCUUUGGUAUGAUGAAGGCUGAUGGGUGUGAACCUGGAGUUAAGACUUAUGAUUUGUUGAUGACUAAAUUGGGUGCACAUAAUCGUGUUGAUAAGGCAAAUGCUCUCUUCAAUGAAGCUUGUAGUAAAGGAUUGGCUGUGACUCCGAAAGAGUAUGUUGUUGACCCGAGAUUUUUGAAGAAGAAGAGGGUUGUUAAGGAGAAGAAGAGGGAAACUUUGCCUGAGAAAAUGGCUAGGAAGAGAAGUCGCCUGAAACAGAUUCGGUUGAGUUUUGUGAAGAAGCCUAAACGAUCAAUGGGUCGAGCAAUUUGAUCUCAUUUUUGCACUUAGAAAUAGAAGACUUGUUAUGAACAUUGUUUUCAUUUUGUCAUGAUUAGUUUUACUCUUACCUUGUGCUUGGAUGGUGUAAUUUAAGAAUGGAAAUAAUUUGUUGAAGGAAUUUAAAUGCCAUACAUACAUCCCAGUAUUUUUGAACUAUUUCUGGAACCAGAACCAAAGAAUUUCAAAUAACACUUGAUUGCUUUUUCAUCAAGCUCAGUUAACCUGCCCGGGUAGCAAAUCAUGUGACUACAAUCAUGUAAUGCCACAUUAUCUUUUAUGUAUUGAUGAAAUUUGUUCAAGGUAUUUUAAGAGUUGCCCGAGAAAUGUUAAUCAAGUGUUAUAAAUAUUUUGUACUAUUGCUGCCUCAGAAGAACUGAUAGAAACAUUCAAACUGGUUGAUUAUAAAUC